Messenger RNA from Aspergillus affinis, 2586 nucleotides. Its product is annotated as transcription factor domain-containing protein. The record is from RefSeq and is a predicted model, not a curated record. NCBI's taxonomy places the organism in Eukaryota, Fungi, Ascomycota, Eurotiomycetes, Eurotiales, Aspergillaceae. The coding region runs from base 1 to 2586 and encodes 861 amino acids. The transcript has 5 exons. Gene Ontology annotation, biological process: DNA-templated transcription. Gene Ontology annotation, molecular function: zinc ion binding; DNA binding.
AUGCGCCGUAACGUAACGUGCAAGUUCACUACGAGAAAAGAAAAGCAAGAGAAUCUGAAAAGAACGCAAUAUGUGAAGACCUUGGAGGAACGACUGAAGAAGACGGAGUCGCUGCUCAUAGCCGCGGGUCUCCUGGAUGAAGAAGCUAUAGGCUACGACGACAUCAGCGAUGAUGACGGCGAUGAGGAGCAGUCGGAAGUCGAGAGUGACGUCGACUCUGACCCGGACUACUCUUCUAAUGAUGGUGGGCGAAGCCCGGACGAGUUAACAGGAGAUGAAGGCACAAGACAUCCAGCUUAUAUCCCCGGGGAUCGAGAUCCGAUGUCUAUAUCCUGCACAACGCCCGGUCCUGUCAAGCCAUUCUGUUCAUUAAAUCCAGCUACUCAGCCUAAGAAAGGUAAAAAGCGUGCGCAACCUUGCACCAACUCCCAACAGUGCUGUCCGCCUAUCAGAGGGGACUCAAAGGAGGAUUCCCGAUAUUACGGACGGAGUUCUUCCUUGUCAAUAUUAUCCCGCGAUGGCAUUGAGUGGAUCAAGAAUAAAACAGGCGGGGCCGCAGUUCUCGCGCCCAUCUUUUCCAACACAAAUCAUGACAGUCCCUGGAACUACUGGCGCCCGGACGUUUUCCACGAUGUGUUUUCAUCCAAAGUGUUCAAACCUUUACCGCCCAGAGCAGAAGUAUUUUCCUUGCUGGGGGACUAUUUCCGCACCGUCAACCGCUUGUUCCCGCUGUAUCAUGAAGAAACGUUCAUGCAAUUAGUCGAAUGGCAGUAUACGCAGCAGACGUGUGACGACGCAGCCCGGUGGGCCAGCAUCAAUAUCAUUCUCUCUUUGGCUUAUGAGUAUCGAUUCUCCAACAGCCAAAAGUCCGAAAAAGAUCGCGAAAAAGCUUGGCUGUACUAUAAAAAUGCCAUGUCGGUGUUCGCCGAGUUGACCUUGCGACGAACCGACUUGUUGAGUGUGCAGGCCCUUCUGGGCAUGGCACUUUUUCUCCGCGGUAACUCUGGCACUCAGUCGGCUCUACCGACGAUCACAGCUGCUAUCAGAUCGUGUCAAAGGAUGGGCCUCCACCGUGACCUUCCGAGGCCACAUUUGUCUGCGGUUGAGCAAGAGCAAAGAAAGAGGGUUUUCUGGAUUGCAUACAUUCUCGAUCAAAGCUCUUGUAUACGUGUGGGUAGCGCGCCGGCUCAACAUCCUGACGAUUUUGACGUAGGGUUUCCUUCAGAAACCGCCGAGGACAAAUUCGUCUCGUUUAACAACUUGUCUUUUUUCCGACAAUUAUGCCAUAUGACUGUGAUCAAGAGCCGAAUUUACUCCAAGCUUUAUUCCGCUAAGGCACUCCAUAACAAAUCUCCAACGGAGACUUGCGAAAUUGUGAGAGAAUUGCACACCGAGCUCGAAGAAUGGAAGAGCGCAGACCCAUUUAGUCAACAGAACCUGAAGCAGCGGGGAGCAGGUGAUGACUUUCUAAUGGGGUUUGCCUGCGCCGGUCUGCAGUUUGUCUAUUAUAAUUGCCUAAUCAUGAUUCAUCGCCUGCCUCUUGUCAUUCACUUUGCCUACAUGCAUCGACUCGCAAGCGGAGGUCGAGUACAGCCGGAUUCCAUGAUGAUUUUAAGCCAGGCGUCUGCCUCGACUGUCAUUUGCGCCCAGGCUGCCCGGGACACGUUGAAACUGGUGAACAACCUACCAUGGGGCGACGUGGCAUGGAUAUGGUCUCUACUCUAUUACAUCUUCCUCGCAGUCAUGACGAUCUUCGUCAGCAUCCUUCGUGACCCCAAAAGCCCCGAUAACAAAGAGGACCUUCAAUCCUUGAACAUGGCUGCCACUUUCUUCGCAACUCUCAUUCCCGGCGACAGACCCUGCACCUACGCACGGUUCAUGACGCGGAUGUGCGCCAAUUUCGAUAGGAUUGCUCGCAUGGUGCUUGACCGAGAACAGAGAACAGUUAAACCCGGCGACAAAAGCCACUCGGAUCAGCGGUCGCUCCCGACAGGUCAAGCGUCAGACACCGCAGCGUCGGACGAUGAUGAACGAUCCUCCACGUCUACUUCUCCCGCCGUUCAUCCAUCCAUAUCCACCGGCGUCAGCAUCCCCAACCUCGAGGGUCUCCCGCGCAUCAACUCUUCGGGCUAUGUCGUCCCGGACAGUCCCAGCGACAUUCCAGACAACAACACCAACACCAACAUCCCCCUCAACACCUCCAUCCCUUCCGCGCCCACCAACAACAACACCACCUCCUCAUCUUCUCUCGAAAACAUCAGCAUGCUCCCCUUCUCCAUCAGCGACAAUCUAGCCCCCGACCUCUGGCAAAUCCCUCUCACCGCCGACUGGGAACUCGGCAACCAAUUCUGGGGCGGCGUUUUCGGUCCUCCGGGCACGAGCGCCGGCGGGUUUGGAGAAGUUCCCGGAAAUCCCAGCACAGGAUCAGGAUCCGGGACGGGGAAUAUGUCUCAUUCUCAGCCACCGCCUCAAGCGCCCAUGAACAUGGGAUUCGGGUUCCCAGACGGGGGAGGAGGAGGCGGUCUACCAUUCGGGGCACCCGCGCAGCCGAUGUGGUCUUAUGGGCCCUUUUUUGAUCCAUUUUAG